AGAAACGACCUGAAAUGGUGUUCAGAACGUAACUUGAGGCUUUUUAGGUUGUUUUGAGUAAAAAAAAAUUUUUGAAACAUUUCAAGAUUUUUCAACUUUUUCAACAUCCCUUGAAACUUCCGAUGUGUUUUGCCAGUUUCUUAGCCUUUUUCCGUUUUACAGCAAUUUUCCAGUCAAGCGUCAUUCGAUUUGAGCUAGGAUCUGUUGCCUGGACGCCUACAGGGUUUCCUGCAGGUAUCACGCCUUGGACAGCAGCAUGGCAAGAUAGAUCGAAACCUUACCUGACCAUUCGUCUCAAAGAUGAAACAACUUCAACAUUUGAUUCAGUGGCAUACUCUACGUCUUUAGAAAAUACUUCGUUACAAGAAUAUUGCAGAUUGAUUAAGCGGUACAGAAAUGUGCUGUUCAUGACUGACGACACGAUAGAGGCUAAGCAUUUCAUUUCCUGCUUCUCCCAUUGGCUCAAGACCAUGGACGAAAUUAGAGGCAAGACAAGUUUUAUUGCCAGCGUUGAAGAGAAUGAGAUUUGCACUGCUCAGGAACUUGUGAAACUAUUACGAGAAUAUGGAGCUUUGGUUGAGGUGAAUCGUGAGACCGAAGUGCUCAACAAUUAUUCUGAUCGACGUUGAUUUCAUCCUUAAUCGAAAAUUAUCUUCGGAUGUGUUUGUUUGGCUUGGAAAACGUGGAACAGAAGAACCCUUCUAUCUAAGCAAUGGCAUUGGAGUGAACAGUCAGCUUUACUAUUUGCAAAAUGACAUCAUCGUACUUGCAUAUGCAACGAAGACAAGACCAUGGACGAAAUUAGAGGCAAGACAAGUUUUAUUGCCAGCGUUGAAGAGAAUGAGAUUUGCACUGCUCAGGAACUUGUGAAACUGUUACGAGAAUAUGGUUGGUAUCUCCGUAAAUUUGUGUUUUAUUAUGCACCCCUUAUAUGUCCCAUUGAUAGGUUUUUACUAGAACUAAAUAUAGUUUCAUUUCAAUCCAAUGCAUUUCCCAUGCCUGAUUUUUGCCAUACUUUCCGGGCCCCUGCGCAGAGUCCAAAAAGACCUUGGAAAAUUCCAUGUGAGAGUUGUUUAUAUGCGCGAGGGUUUUUGAAAAAGAAAGGUAAUAAUUUGUUUCUGAAGGCAGAUUUCUGAUUUGUAUUACGUAGACGGGCAUAGUAGUUGAUUGGAAGCAUUUGAUUUGGCUAAGCGUUUUUGGAGCACAUUUAUUCGAGUGAUUCUUGUUCGCAUGUAUAAUUUCAAACAGCAGUGGAAGAGUCUAUUUUUUACGAACGAAUCAACCAUUUCUCAAAAAAAUGCUAUUUGCCGAUAACCUAUGAAAGGACGUACUAGAAAUCAUAAUUACUUUCAUAGAUUUCAUUUAUAAAUAUUGUCGUGAACUCAAUAUUGCUUCGAACGCAACAAUUACAUGAACAGUUCACGAAGCAAGAAAUAGACCUUUUUAAUUUUUACCACGCCGAAAUAAUCACUAAAAUCAUUACAACUCUACUCACUAACCACCACUAAGAAAAGAAUCCCCCUUCACGGGCACACAGCCUCAAUUUAUACUCCUACUUAUUAUUACGUAACUUUACAAAAAUACCUACCGUGAUUACAUCAUACUUGCGAGAUUACCAUCGAACGUUCCAGAAAUUUCUACGCAUACUAAUCAUACCAUGAAUUAUAAUUACAAAGCAAUGUCAGCAGGGAAUAAACAAAGGAAGUCUUAAACAAAACAACCGCAUACGUAAUGUUUCUAAAAAUUAAGUUAGUUUUCAUCACGUGUCUUCGUGGCACUCAGUGACUCCGUCACAUUUCCCCCUCCUUCGGUAGACAAAAAUGGUACAUUUUUGACUGUCUUUUUACAACGUGUUCAAAUCCUUGAUAAUGUGUCCGCAUUUGAGUUAUCCUGUCCUCUCCGAUACUCUACUCUGUAGUUAUACAUCUGUAAUGCCAAACUCCAUCUAGUUAGCCUGCUGUUCUUCUCUUUCAUCUGGUCCAACCAUUUUAAUGCAUUAUGGUCUGUCUGAAUUGAAAACUUCCGGCCAUAUAGAUAAA
Rhopilema esculentum is the source of this 2039-nucleotide messenger RNA. The record is from RefSeq and is a predicted model, not a curated record. NCBI's taxonomy places the organism in Eukaryota, Metazoa, Cnidaria, Scyphozoa, Rhizostomeae, Rhizostomatidae.